GGCGGUACGGCGGGGGCAGCGCCGGUAACGGACGCAGGAGCAACAAUGGAUUGGCCCCAACAAAGAUCUAGCAGGUGUUGGGAGAAGACAUGCCACCUGAAAUGGAGGUGAUCUAGGGAGCCAAACAUUGAAUAUACCACCAUGGGGUUGCAGCUGCUGGCCUGUCUUUUUCAUUUGCCCACUGCAGUGAUCUACGGGUCCCUGUCGCUGUUUGUUUCCAUUUUGCACAACGUAUUCCUCCUGUACUACGUGGACACCUUUGUCUCAGUUUACAAGAUUGAUAAACUGUCCUUUUGGAUAGGAGAGACUGUGUUUCUGAUCUGGAAUAGCCUCAAUGAUCCUCUGUUUGGCUGGCUGAGUGACCGAGUCUUCCUUAGCACACAGCAGCCAGGAACAGAGAUCUCCUCCCCAGAAGUAGUUCUGAAGAGACUCAAGGCGCUAAGCCACAAUGGGCCCCUCUUUGCCAUCUCUUUCCUCGCAUUCUGGGUUGCCUGGGCUCAUCCUGGUUUGCAGUUCCUUCUCUGCCUUUGCCUCUACGACAGCUUUCUCACCAUGGUGGACCUCCAUCACAACGCCUUGCUUGCAGACCUGGCUGUUUCAGCAAAGGACAGGACUAGCCUCAAUUUCUAUUGCGCCCUCUUCAGUGCCGUAGGUUCUCUCUCUGUCUUCAUGUCCUAUGCAGUGUGGAACAAAGAAGACUUCUUUUCCUUUCGCAUAUUUUGUGUGGUGCUGGCUCUCUGCUCCAUCAUUGGUUUUACCCUGUCAACACAGCUGCUCCGCCAGCGGUUUGAAGCUGAUGGAAAAGCAAAAUGGGACCAGGAAUCAACACUGAAGGAGCUGUACAUUGAGAAACUCUCUGUCCCCCAGGAGAAGAGGAUCACCCUGGCAGAGUAUCUCCAGCAGCUUUCCCGACAUCGCAACUUCCUCUGGUUUGUCUGCAUGAACCUAGUCCAGGUUUUUCACUGCCACUUUAACAGCAACUUCUUCCCCCUCUUUCUGGAACACCUGCUGUCAGACCAGAUCUCUGUCUCUACUGGAUCCUUCCUGCUAGGUGUUUCCUAUAUUGCCCCUCACCUCAACAACCUCUACUUCCUGUCCCUCUGCCGCCGUUGUGGGGUUUAUGCUGUGGUGCGAGGACUCUUCUUCCUGAAGUUGGCUCUCAGCGUUGCCAUGCUCCUUGCGGGACCCGAUCAGGUGUAUCUGCUGUGCAUCUUCAUUGCCAGUAACAGAGUGUUCACAGAGGGGACCUGUAAGCUGCUGAACCUGGUGGUCACCGACUUGGUGGACGAGGAUCUAGUCCUGAACCGUAGGAAGCAGGCGGCCUCAGCACUGCUGUUUGGGAUGGUAGCUCUGGUCACCAAACCGGGCCAGACCUUUGCCCCUCUGAUCGGCACCUGGCUGCUCUGCGCAUACACAGGCUACGACAUUUUCCAGCGCGACCCCUUGAGCAACGUGGUGAGCGCCCAGCCGAAGCUGGAGUCUGAUGCAGCCUGGGAGCCAACUCUUCGCCAGGGCUGUUUUUACCUCCUUGUCUUCGUACCCAUCACGUGUGCGUUGCUGCAGCUCCUCAGCUGGUCUCAGUUCAGCUUGCACGGGAAGCGCCUGCAGAUGGUGAAGGCUCAGCGCCAAAGUCUGACACAAGGCCGAGCUCCAGAGGUGAAAAUGAUUUAAGGAUGGGUGAGCCCGUGGUGGUGUUCCCAUUCCCUGGCUCCAGGCUGAUGCAGGACCGCAGACUGGGCAAAGGGGUCACUGGCCGAGAAACCCAUGUGUUUACGAUUCAGCUGUGAAAUGCCGUAAUGCCAACAUUUAUGCCAACAUUCCAGGAGGUGGUCACCGGGGAAGGCUGAGCAGUGUUCACCGUGGGGUGGGGUGGGGAGAGGUGGUUGUGCCCUCAGGAGCAAGAAUGUUUUAUCUUUAGCUAGUCUCCAGUCCCGAGGAACAGAGCAGUUAAUCCUGGAGCAGGAGGCACUAGGUUGCAAUGUGUGUUGGAGAGCCACAUCCUGCGCUCUGCCCUGGGAAUGGUCCUGGGGAGCUGUAGCUUCUCUGGCUGAGCGCAAGUCCUUCCUUGCUAGAACCCUGCAGCUUCAGGGAGCGGAGUGGGAGGCUCAUGAGGAACCAGGUGACCAAGGUGUGAUUUCAGGACAGCAGGAGGAGCAGAGAUGGGAGCAUGCUGAAGGCCUUUCCCCAGAGCUAGUAUAACCCCUGCCACACAAAAUGCUGGACCAAGUUUGCUCUGAGGCUUUUGUUGUUCUCAGGACAACAUCCUCUACAGCCAGGGUCCUCUGGCUGUUCUUGUUCUGUGCUGAGGCUUCCCCUUAGGUGGCCUCACAGAAAGAGUUGUCACUGGCCUGGGAAGUGAAGUGGGUUUGAACUGGGCUCAGAGCCUGGAGCCAGAAGACCUCGUCUGGCAUCCUCUUGCCUGCAUUUACCCCUGAUAUCCCCUUCCAGUCACUACUGCCACGUCUGUGCCAUGAGCAUGCUCCCACAGUGGCUGGGGCGGUAGGGUCAAGGUCUGCAAACCAACCUGUAACUGAGUGGAUGGAAGGGUGCGUCUGCCCCAGAGAGAGGUUGGCAGGGUCAUCCCAGUACCAGAGCAAGGCAGCCUAAUGCCUUC
Molecule: messenger RNA, 2614 nt
Organism: Rhea pennata
Lineage: Eukaryota; Metazoa; Chordata; Aves; Rheiformes; Rheidae
Gene: SLC68A1
Product: major facilitator superfamily domain containing 13A
Exons: 9
Coding region: 142-1671 (509 amino acids)
Source: RefSeq, a predicted model, not a curated record